UACCACUCUUUGUGUAUGGUGCAGCUGCUAUCUAGUAGGUUCCAAACCAGGGCAGUUCACAACAGCAAGAAUUUAACGGUACAACACACAAAUCUGCCGCUUUUUAUCGUAUUCUGGCUUUGUUUAGGUGUACCUUGUGUAUACACUUAUCUGCUCCUCGAGUCCUCAUCUAUCAUGAGCAAAGACAACAUGCGACCGGAUUCCGAGCCGAAUGUCAAUUCACGUUCCACGAAUGCCCCUACGGAAGAGGACCACAAAACAUUGCAUGACGCGAUCUAUCUUGGUGAUGUUCAGUUGGUACGUCGCCUGUGCUCGGACGACCGCAUCAAUGUAAACGAAGAAAAAGAUGGAGAAAUCCCCAUUACGACUGGGCUUGCAAAUUUUGUCAGCGUCGAAGUUUUCCGCGUACUUCUUCAGUGCCCCCGACUGGAAGUCAACAAGUUGGUCAACACAUUUUACGGGCCGAUGACUGCAAUAAUGUUUUCCGCCGCGAUUGCGGGCAAAGUCGAAACAACAACGGCUACAUUACAGAAAAUUGAGUUGUUGGCUUCUCACCCAGAUUGUAAUCUUGGUUUUCAAGGCCCCCAGGGAGUAACAGUUCUUGAACUGGCUAUUACAAGCAACAUUCCGGCUGUUGUGCGAUGCGUCACCCGCGGAGAAAGAAUGCGCAAAUAUAAACAUGUGAACAUCGUCAAAGGCUGCCUUUUGGCCUUAAGAAGCGACAACGGAGAUGUAAUGGAAGCUUUUUUUGAGAGUUUUCCACGCACGCAGAGGAUCAUACUGUUAGAGAAUAUAAAAGAAAUGGCUACCAACGGGUUUCUAAGAAGUUUAUCCAUCGAUCCAGAUGAGUACCGCUGCUACAACUUGGACUCGAUGAUUAAUAGCCUCAAGUCGCAAUCGUUCCAACAGACUAGCCCCGGAACGCCUAUGCGGGCCCAAGCAAGCCCGGAAGAAAGCGCGGGCUUCAGCAGUGAAUCGAAGGUAGAAACAAACUUUCCGGCAUCAAAACUCGCUGAUGCGGUUGUCGGGAAGUCUACCGAAAUGGGCGAGAACUUUCAACAGCCGGGUACAGGUCUCUUCGCGGCUACCUUCGCAACGUUUGGCAGUGACUGCGAGUACGAUUUCAAUGCAAACAGUCUAAUAAGCUAUGGCAGAUUUGGAGUUGUGUACAAGGCCACCGUCACAAACCGAGGCAGUUACAAAGGAGACCGAACCGUUGCUGUUAAGCGAGUUCAGCUGCUCAAGAGAUCGAGCGACAAUGCAGAAGUCAAUAAAUGGGUGACUUUAUUGUCCUUGAAUCAUAAAAACAUUGUGAUGUAUCACAAAGUGAAAGUCAACCCAGAUCUUGUUGAGCUAAUGAUGGAGUAUUGUCCAGGGGGUGACCUGAACGGCUUCAUUAAUUCCUUGGAUCAAAAGAAGAGACUGGCUUUGCAACAGGUUACAUACUUUGCAAUGCAGAUCGCAGAAGGGUUGUGCUACCUACACGAAAAUAAUGUAAUUCACGGAGAUUUAAAACCAGCUAAUGUGUUAUUGAAGAAGAAGUCAGCAGACGACAGAGUGGACGCCUAUAGUUUGUGCAUUGGUGACUUGGACGACCGUGUUGUCAUGAUGCAGAAUAAAACAUGCUCAAAAGAUGUUACACAUCUUCGCGGCACACUGCGAUACAUGUCGCCCGAGAUGGUGAAAAAAGUUUUUCAACUAAACGAGGAAGAACCCGGAAGAAAAACCGACAUUUGGAGUUUCGGCUGGAUCCUUCUUGACCUUGUAGACUGUAAUACCGGAAACCAAGAAAAACUACUCCACAAAAACGGAGUUGAAGAACGCUUCUCGGUCAAUAACGUUAACGAGUACGCUUUGAUGUGGAAAAUUGUAGACGGAUUUGUUCCACUUGUGAGGACUGAUUUAGAAGAUUGGGAACCAAAAGCACUGUCGAAAGUCCGCAGUCAGCUUGAUAUUAUAAUACAGAAAUGUUUCCAUGAAAACAGCGACCAGCGAUUGACUUCUUCGGCUCUGGUGCACGACCUUGAAGAAAUCUAAUCGAGAUCCAUUUUGCUGAUAUGAUCGAGGACUGAAAUAUCGUGUGUUUUUUCAAUGCAGUCUACAACAAGAAAUUCCUAACUUUUCGCGCGCCACGCUGUUUCAAGAUGUCUUCAUAACUAGAAAUCGGACGAAUAAUCCUUAUCGCAUCACUGCAUAAUUCUUUUUUUAUAUCAUUGCUUAGCAUAUGUGUCGAGGUUGAGGGAUAAUGGAGUAUAUCUAAAAUUCUUGUGUUGAGUGUUCGAUUUAAAUCAAAUAAUUAUGAUGUUUAUGAUCAACAACCGCUCGUAA
This is a messenger RNA of Paramacrobiotus metropolitanus, 2328 nucleotides long. RefSeq lists its product as uncharacterized. Gene Ontology annotation, biological process: protein phosphorylation. The coding region runs from base 16 to 2037 and encodes 673 amino acids. The transcript is spliced from 5 exons. Lineage: Eukaryota; Metazoa; Tardigrada; Eutardigrada; Parachela; Macrobiotidae. The record is from RefSeq and is a predicted model, not a curated record. Gene Ontology annotation, molecular function: protein serine/threonine kinase activity; ATP binding. Gene Ontology annotation, cellular component: cytoplasm.